Molecule: messenger RNA, 1938 nt
Organism: Argentina anserina (silverweed cinquefoil)
Lineage: Eukaryota; Viridiplantae; Streptophyta; Magnoliopsida; Rosales; Rosaceae
Product: protein RTF1 homolog
Exons: 1
Coding region: 1-1938 (645 amino acids)
Cellular component (GO): Cdc73/Paf1 complex
Molecular function (GO): DNA binding; RNA polymerase II C-terminal domain phosphoserine binding
Source: RefSeq, a predicted model, not a curated record
AUGGCAGACUUGGAGAAUUUGCUCCUUGAGGCAGCAGGACGAACCAGUGCAGCUGUGAAGAAUCACCAGCAACUUCCACCUUCUAGAAAGCGACAUGGACGUUCCUUCUCUGAUGAUGAAAGUGACUCAGGGGACGAAGAUUCGGAUGAUGGCCGUAGCUGUGCAAGCAAGAAGCCCUCUCAAGUACCUCUGAAGAAGAGGUUUGACCCUUCUGAAAGAGGCAGUGACGAAGAGCAUGAUGAUGCUUCUGAUCAUGAGAGUGAAAAAAGUGAUGAAUCUGAUAUUGGUCCUGACCUGUACAAGGAUGAUGCUGAUCGGAGACGGCUUUCAGAGAUGACUGAAUUUGAAAGAGAGAUGAUUCUGACCAAUAGAGCAGAAAAGAAAGAUGGUAAGAAGUUUAUGGAAAAAUUAAGAUCAAAGAGAAACAAAGAUAGAUCCAAUCAAUCAAAGAAAGAAACUUCAUCUGUUCCAGUAACUGGUGUGCGCUCAUCAGCUAGGAAUGCUGAGAAAGCAGCUGUCAUUGGUGAGGCAUUGAGUCAGUUACGCGAAAAGAAGCGUCAGAAGCAACAAGACUCGAAGGCUCACGGUAAUCUGAGGGAUUCGACAAAAGGAAAUGUUGGUAGCCAGGAUUUUUCACCAAACAAGCAUAAAUCUCUUGUUGCAGCAAGUCUGAUUGACUCCGAUCAAAUGGAAAAUGAUGGGGGGCUACAAACUGAAGAUGUAGGGUCAGCUUAUGAUGAUGAUAGUGAUGAGGAAAAGAUAGAGCAGCCAACAUACCAGGACAUAAAGGACAUUACCAUCCCAAGGUCGAAACUUGCAAAAUGGUGUAUGGAACCAUUUUUUGAGGAGUUAAUUGUGGGUUGCUUUGUUAGGGUUGGAGUUGGGAAAUCAUUAACUGGUCCAGUCUACAAGCUUUGCAUGGUUCAGGAUGUGGAUGCCACAGAUUUUAACCGGAGGUACCAGCUAGAGGGAAAAAUGACACAUAAAUAUUUGAACUGUGUUUCGGGCAGUGAAAAUUCUGCUUCCAAGUGGCAGAUGGCUAUGGUCUCAAAUUCUACUCCAGAGGAGGAGGAGUUCAAUGAGUGGAUUAGUGAAGUGAAGCGUAGUGCUGGCUACAUGCCAAGCAAACAGGAUGUAUUAGAAAAGAGGGAGACCCUACAGAAAUCAAACACAUUUGUCUACUCAGCAACAACUGUGAAGCAAAUGUUGCAGGAGAAACGAGCCUCAGCAAGACCCGUGAACAUUGCAAUUGAGAAGGAUAGGUUGAGGAGGCAGUUGGAAGUUGCAGGAAGCAAGCGUGAUGAGGAAGAAGUUGGGAGGAUUAAGACCAGGCUCCUGGAAUUGGAGGCAUCCAGGCAAUCCCAGGAUAAAGAUUCCAAGGCCAUUAGGUUAGCUGAGAUGAACAGGAAGAACAGGUUUGAGAAUUUUAAGAAUGCUUCUGGAUUGAAACCAAUAAAUACAAAUCUGAAAGCAGGGGAGGCUGGUUAUGAUCCUUUCUCAAGAAGAUGGACCAGAUCGAGGAAUUACUAUGUUGGAAAGCCCGGAGGAGAUGAAGCCGCUGAAGAUGAAACUGCUGCGGCAGCAGAUGGAAUUCUAGGUACAACUAGUGACAAGGCAGAAGCGAAAGUAAUGGGAGAGUUUGGCAGGACAGCAACAGCAGCAGCGUUGGAAGCUGCAGCUGGUGCAGGAAAGUUGGUUGAUACAAGAGCUCCUGUGGACAGAGCUACAGAGUCAUAUACAUUGCACAAUUUUGAGCUGCCGAUCUCGUUGGCAGGACUUCAGAAGUUUGGUGGACCUCAUGGGGCUCCGGCUGCAUACUUGGCGAGGAAACAAAAGAUUGAAGCCACAGUAGGGUACCAAGUCCCAGAGGAUGAUGGCAGGAGACAUGCUUUAACAUUGACAGUCAGUGAUUAUAAGAGAAGAAGAGGGCUUCUCUGA